GUCGAGCCGAAGCUCUGUCCGAAUUACGCCGAAAAAAUGGUCGAUUGGUGACAAGGAGAAGGGGUUUAUGUUGAUGAAUUUCAAGCGGUUGGGGAGGACGUCGAUAUAUACAACCAACGGUAUUAUCUCGAGCAAGGACCGGUGGAUCCAACCGACUUGUACGACCAACCCAACCAUCGGUCAAGGGAUGUUUGGAACGAUCACCCGAGCUCAUUGAUGGCAGAGGAAGAAGGAAGAACGAAACGUACUGCAGCAACUCAAGGCAGAAACGUUUCCAUCUAACUCAAGCGGAAGAUUGAAGUGACGUCGUGGAGGUCUCUGGUUAACCGUUAGGUGGAGCAAAGGAGGCCAAUUAAACAGAAG
Molecule: messenger RNA, 363 nt
Organism: Linum tenue
Lineage: Eukaryota; Viridiplantae; Streptophyta; Magnoliopsida; Malpighiales; Linaceae
Source: the annotation of a GenBank genome assembly